This is a messenger RNA of Stegodyphus dumicola, 2860 nucleotides long. RefSeq lists its product as uncharacterized. The record is from RefSeq and is a predicted model, not a curated record. Gene Ontology annotation, cellular component: nucleus. Lineage: Eukaryota; Metazoa; Arthropoda; Arachnida; Araneae; Eresidae. Gene Ontology annotation, molecular function: RNA polymerase II transcription regulatory region sequence-specific DNA binding; DNA-binding transcription factor activity, RNA polymerase II-specific. Gene Ontology annotation, biological process: regulation of transcription by RNA polymerase II; embryo development.
ACCUACUUACUUUCCUUUUUUUUUUUUUUUUAUUGAUGCACAAGAGGAAAGGAGGUCCAUCAUUCAUUCUUUCAAAUAAUACAUAUUCUUUGAUUCUGUAACCCUACAUUUCUUGUUUUAACCAAUCGGAAGGCUUUGUGAAUAUGCUUGUGAGCGCUUGAGUGAGAUCCCUUUUUCCCUCUGUCAUUCCGAAACUAAGCUAUAAGCAAAAUAUAAAUAUAAUAAAAGUGUGACGAAAUCCCUUUUCCCUCUCUCAUUCCGAAACCAGGGACCGGGCUACGCUCAAAAGUGAGUGUAGACGCAUGUUUCGUAUAUAUGCUGAAUAUAAAAUCCGUUAUGAGGAGCAUAACAAGUUAUACGAAACAAUGUACUUUAUAAACUUUAUAGUAUAAGGUAUACUACUAGUCAUUUCAGGAGAAGAAAUGUUUCAUGCGUUUGUUCAGAUACAGGUAACUCUCUGUAGUAUGCAAUGAAUAAUUUGGAAAAACAGUUAUUUUAAAGACACAUGUGCUCACCCACAUGAAACUGAGACCAUACAUCUGUGUAAUGUAUAACAAAGCAUUUUAAGAAAAGAAGUACUUACGCAUUUUUACACAGGUAUAUUUAAUAAGUAAUUUGGAGUAAAAAAUGCUUUAAAUAAACAGAUAUUUAUUUAAACAGGAAGAAACCUCAUGUAUGUGAGGUAUGUAAUCAAUGAUUUAAAUGAAAGAGAAAGGUAAUAAACAUGUUUAUUCACAUAGAAGGAAAAUCUUGUGUGUAACAUGUGUAACAAAUCCUUUAGAUUCAAAAGUGUUUUAAACAAUUGUAUUCUUAUUCACACUUGGAGAAACCAUAUGUGCAUGUGAAAAGUAAUUUAGAUUAAAGGGUUAUGAAAAGAAACAUUUGCUUAUUCAUACAGGAGAAAAACCUUAUGUGAGUGAGGUAUGCAAUAAUUCCUUUAGAUUCAGAAGUGCUUUAAACAGAAAUUUUCUUAUUCACACAGAAACCUCAUGUGUGUGAAGUAUGUAACAACUCAUUUAGAUACAAAAGUGCUUUAAACAACAUAUACUUAUUCACACAAGAGAAAAACGCUGUGAAUGUGAUUUAUGUAACAAGUCAUUUAGAGAAAAGUGCAUUUCAAACAAGGAUAUGCUUAUUCACACUGGAGAGAUAUCUCUUGUGUGUGGUAUGUAAAUUAUCAUUUAUAGGAAAACAUAAAUUAAUGAAGCAUAUGUUUAUUCGUAUAAGAGAGGAAUCUCGUGUGUGAGGUAUGUAAACAUUCCUAUACAUUCAGAAGUUCUAUAAUGAAACAUGUAUAUUCAUACAGGAGAGAAACCUCAUUUGUGCAAAGUAUGUAAUAAUCCUUUAUAUUGAGAAGUGUGUUAAGAAGCAUUUGCUUAUUCACACAGAAGAAAAACCUCAUGUGUGCAAGGUUUAGAUCAAAAGGUAGUUUAUACACGCUUAUGCUUAUUCAUACCGGGGAGAAACCUCAUGCAUGUGAGGUAUGUGACAAAUCAUUUAGAGGAAAAAGUGGUUAAACUACAGAUAUGCAUAGUCACAUAGAAGAGAAACCUCAUGCAAGUGAGGUAUGUAACAAGUCAUCUGGAGAAAAAAUUGUUUUAAAUGAACAUAUGCUUAUUCACAAAGGAGGGAAACCUGAUGUUUGUGAGGUAUGUAACAAGACAUUUAGAGAAAAAAGUGCUUUAAACAAACAUAUGCUUAAUCAUGCAAAAAGGAAACCUCAUACCUGUGAGCAAUGUAGCAAGUCAUUUAGAUACAAAGGUCAUUUAUUUGGGCAUAUGCUUAUUCAUACCGGCGAGAAACCUCAUGUGUGUGAAGUAUGUAACAGGUCAUUUAGAUUAAAACCUCAUUUACUCGGGCAUAUGCUUAUUCAUACUGGGGAGAAACCUUUUGUGUGUGAGGUAUGUAACAAGUCAUUUAGAUUAAAAAAUCAUUUGUUUGGGCAUAUGCUGAUUCAUGCUGGGAAGAAACCUUAUAUGUGUGAAGUAUGUAACAAGUCAUUUAGAGAAAAAAGAAGGUCUUUAAAUAAACAUAUGCUUAUUCACACUGGAGAGAAACCUUAUAUGUGUGAAGUAUGCAACAAGUCAUUUAGAGAAAAAAGUGAUUUAAACAAACAUAUGCUUUUUCAUACAGGAGAGAAACCUUACGUGUGUGAGGUAUGUAAUAAGUCAUCUAGAGAAAAAAGUGAUUUAAACAAACAUAUGCUUAUUCAUACAGGAGAGAAACCUCAUGUGUGUGAGGUAUGUAACAAGUCAUUUAGACUAAAAGGUGCUUUAAACCGACAUAUGCUUAUUCACAAUGAAGAGAAACCUCAUGCUUGUGAGGUAUGUAAAAAGUCAUUUAGAGAAGAGAAAGCUUUAAAUAAACAUAUGCUUAUUCACACAGGAGAAAAACCUUAUGUGUGUGAUGCAUGUAAUAAGUCAUUUAGAGAAAAAGCAUCUUUAAAUAAACAUAUGCUGAUUCACACAGGUGAGAAACCUCAGGAACAGCUUUAGUAUUCUUCCUUUUGGCGACAAACUUUUGUCAUCACGGCAGACCCAGCUUUGACGGAAAAAUGGCGGAUCAUCAUCAAAACCCGUCAAGGAUAAAUAUAUCUGAACCAAAUGACAAUCCUAAAAAAUAAGCUCUUGAUUAGAAUAGUGGGGAAAAAAAAAAAGCUAUUUCUAAUUUUCAAUACUAAGUGCUGCUAAGACAAAUUGUUGAAACACUGCUAAAAAUGAAUCUUAUGUUAUCAGUAAUGAAAUUUACAAAAGGUUAAUAAAUGUGUUUAAAGCUAGUACAGUCAAAAGUCGUUAAUCCGGACUCGUCGGGACUUUGGCGAUUCCGGAUUCUCGAUUUUUCCGGAUUAUAGAUCAUCAGU